This is a messenger RNA of Diaporthe amygdali, 576 nucleotides long. RefSeq lists its product as uncharacterized. The transcript is spliced from 3 exons. The coding region runs from base 1 to 576 and encodes 191 amino acids. The record is from RefSeq and is a predicted model, not a curated record. Lineage: Eukaryota; Fungi; Ascomycota; Sordariomycetes; Diaporthales; Diaporthaceae.
AUGGACAGCAGAGGAUUUGUUCAAGAUGCUGGGCAAUAUGCCGACGCUCGGAAGCAAGUCGAGUUUCUUCACAUGCCGCCCAGCAAGUACCACAAAAAAGAACCGGAUAAAGAAGAGCAAGAAGUGAUGGAUCAACUCUAUCGCGGCUGGUUACACUACUGGAACAACGAGUCGCGAGACGACUACCACAAUGGCAUGGUCGGCGCCCGACGAUUUUACGACUUCGAUGAUAUGAUAAGCUAUGACAUGUUUGGCAAUACGAUCCGGGGGAGCUUCAAGAAGCAUUUUGACUCCAUCUUCCCAUAUUGGAACGAUGGCAACAUGGAGUACAAGGAUGUUGAGAUCACAGCUCUUUCCAAGGAGUAUGCUUAUUCGACGAUGAUUCAGCACACUUGGGGCACAGCUGGCGGUGUGCCUUUUGAUACUGCUUUCAGAAGGACAGGUAUCGCAAGGAAGAAUGGGGAGGGGCAGUGGAAGUGGAUUCAUGAGCAUCUCAGCUUUCCUACAGAUAUGGCUACCAAGACUGCCGACUUCACCAGCUCGCUGGAUCCGUUGAAGGCGACGAAGAUGACCUGA